Phytophthora sojae is the source of this 432-nucleotide messenger RNA. RefSeq lists its product as hypothetical. The coding region runs from base 1 to 432 and encodes 143 amino acids. Lineage: Eukaryota; Oomycota; Peronosporomycetes; Peronosporales; Peronosporaceae. The record is from RefSeq and is a predicted model, not a curated record. The transcript has a single exon.
AUGAUCAGACCAAGAUCAGGUGAACUCAUACGAUGCCAUCGAGCCGAUCGAAGCCGUCGAGGUGACGACCGCGACCAAGAGGUCCCUAAGAUCGUCGAUGAGACUGAAGACCUGGAGGACGAAGAGGGAGCUGCCAAUGUGAACCUGAUCGACGACUUCGUGGUGAACGCUCGGAAGACGACUCUGAGUAUGACGAAGCUCGAGAAACUUGUCACCCCGAAAGUGGCCCUGAAAGACCCCAAGCAGAGGCUGAUCAGGGAGCUGUACGAGGGCAAGGUUGCCGUGAGGAAAUUCGCUCAAGUGCUCAAGGCCAAUCCAAACCGUGAAACGAACAGGAAGCUGCUGAGGCUGUACAAGUGGUUCUGCGAGUUCCGGAUCUCCCGUGCGAAGGCUGUUCGAUUUGCCCCCGUCGCUGUCGAAGCUUCGGCAUAG